CCUGAGCCUGCGAGAAAUAAGAGUAAGGAUUUCUCUAACUUCUCCCCCAUUUCACUUUUUUUCCUUUAUACUUUCUCAUUCAAUUCAUCACUGUUUUAUCUAUAAAAACCUUCUUCUUCUUUUUUUUUUCCUUCAAUUUCAAACCCAAAAAAAUAGAGAGAGAUGGAACAGAGUAGUAGUGUUUGGUUAGAGAGUGAAAUCGAAACUGCUCGAAUUCUUACUGAUUUGCGUCAUACUUUCUCUUUGUUCAGCCAUGUACCUUACUCGUGGGGGUGUAGAAAGAAGAGAUCUGCAAUUCGUAAUACACCUCCUUCUAAUGGCGGCGGCGCCACCACCACCGUUAUUCCUCCUCCUCCUGACGCCGUCAAAGCUAAAGUUUCAAGUCCAACAACCCCUCUUUCGUUUCCGAGAACUGAAUCAGAUGAGAAACCCAAGCAUUCGGAAAAACGAACUUCUCUCAAAAGGACGAAAGAACACUAUCUCAGAAUAAUUGAAGAUUUGAAGAAAACCAAAGACUCCACAACUCAAGAGAUUGCAAAUGUGAAACGUCAAUGUGAAGAAUUGAAGCUCUUCAAUUCCAAAUUGAAAGCAAAACAAAAAGAGCUAAAUAUUAAUGGUCCCAAAGGUGAAUACAAAAUCCCCAAUUUAGAAAUUAAUAACCCAAUGAAACUGAAUGAUAUCAUCAAAAAUUCAGCCAACGAUUCGAGUUUCACUACUGAAAAUACAGAGCAAAGAAUUCAUCAUGCCAACAAUAUUGGGUUUGAUCCAACGACGUCGUUGGGAGUGGCAUCAUCAUCAUCUUCUUCAUUGGGCCGAAAGAUCGAUAAUAUGGGCCCAUUAUCAAUUCCUGAUUUGAACUUAUCAUUUGAAGCAAAUAUAGAUUUGAGUAAAGCAUGGGCAGCUCAAGCAAGACAGAGAAGGAUUCAAAUUUUGAGACUCGAGAAAAAUGUGAGAAAUAAUGCUAAACAACACCAAUCUUCUUCUAGUAGAUAGUAGCACUAAGUUUUCAUUUUUUAACUAUUUUAAAAAGCUAUAUAAGAAUAUUCAUUAUGUUAUGAAUAUAAGAAUAUUUCUUUUUUAGAAAAUUCUUGUGAUGUUGGACCGAGAUUGCUAGUAUAAAGGAAAUCUGAUGCAUCUUGGGGAACAAAAUAUUUUUGGAAAUAAUAUAUAUGUUUAGUAAUGUUUGAGAUUUCUACUUUUGUUAAUACUCAAUUAAUUUGUAUAACAUAAAAUAAUUGCUAGGAUUGACACAUUCACUUAAGUUCUGA
Molecule: messenger RNA, 1268 nt
Organism: Vicia villosa (hairy vetch)
Lineage: Eukaryota; Viridiplantae; Streptophyta; Magnoliopsida; Fabales; Fabaceae
Exons: 4
Coding region: 163-993 (276 amino acids)
Source: RefSeq, a predicted model, not a curated record